Oncorhynchus gorbuscha (pink salmon) is the source of this 5159-nucleotide messenger RNA. RefSeq names its product zinc finger protein 574-like. The record is from RefSeq and is a predicted model, not a curated record. Gene Ontology annotation, cellular component: nucleus. Lineage: Eukaryota; Metazoa; Chordata; Actinopteri; Salmoniformes; Salmonidae. Gene Ontology annotation, molecular function: RNA polymerase II cis-regulatory region sequence-specific DNA binding; DNA-binding transcription activator activity, RNA polymerase II-specific. The transcript is spliced from 8 exons. Gene Ontology annotation, biological process: regulation of transcription by RNA polymerase II. The coding region runs from base 2364 to 4703 and encodes 779 amino acids.
AUUGUGUGUAGAUUGAUGAGGACAUGUUUAACUUUUUUCUUCUUUAUAAAAAAAAAUCAAUUUUAGGCUGUACCGUAACAAAAUGUAUAAAAGGGGCAGGGGUCUGAAUACUUUCCGAAUGCACUUGUAGGCCUACAGACGAACAAAAGAAACCAUUGGAGGAUCAAGGCUUGAAUACGCCUAUAGGCCUAGGUCAGAACAUGGUCUGUAAUGUUCUAAAAGGUGUUUGCCUUUGUCAUACACACAGUAACACCAUUCAAGAAGACCCUAUAGGCGAGUUCUUUUUCAAUGACUUUCAGAUCCCUACAGUCCUGCAGGCCAGUUCAGUGUUUUUCCACUUCGCAUGUAAAGAUGUGUUGCCUGGUUAUUACUUGUGCGCGUGAUUAACUUCCAAUGUUUUCCUUUAAAAAAAAAAAAUGAAAUCAUUAAAAUAUCUAACCUUAAGUACAGUGUUAGAGAGGCAAGCUCGAGUAUCAAAGCUUUUAAGGGAUUUAAAAUAAAAUGGUUUCGUCUCCUUGGAAAUUCCUUGCCGUUUGCACAUUAUACGCUGUUAAGCCUGGGGGCUUCAUUGCACAGUCCAUCAGUAUUUGCUUUGCACUGAAGGCUGCUGUCAAGCAAUGGUGCCAACUGUUUGGCAUUCUAUAACUAUCAGCCCAACAGUCUCCCAUAUUUCACAGUUUCUCUGUAGUUUUAUAUAACCUUCUACAAACACAUUUUUUGCAAAGAUGCAAAAUAAAAGGGCUUAUAUUCACCAAAACCCACCGCCUCAGUUUACAAACAAGUGCAUGGGCAGCACUUUUGACUGGAAAUUGAAGAUUAAUACGGUGAGUGAUUUACUAUUCAUUGACUAAAUAGAUUAAACAUGGUUGACAGACAUGCUUUACUCUCACACUGCCACACCAUAUUAUAAUUCACCCAACCAAGGUGAUUGAAUAUUUCAUUUAGUCUUUUAGACGUUUAGUAGAAGUCCACAUCGUUAGAAUGGCGACACCCCCUGGGAUCAACACAGAGCUCCGAGGUUGAGGUGCUGUUGUCGGGAUCAACACAGAGCUCCGAUGUUGAGGUGCCGUUGUCGGGAUCAACACAGAGCUCCGAGGUUGAGGUGCCGUUGUCGGGAUCAACACAGAGCUCCGAGGUUGAGGUGCCGUUGUCGGGAUCAACACAGAGCUCCGAGGUUGAGGUGCCGUUGUCGGGAUCAACACAGAGCUCCGAGGUUGAGGUGCCGUUGUCGGGAUCAACACAGAGCUCCGAGGUUGAGGUGCCGUUGUCGGGAUCGACACAGUCAAAGAGUUUGGAAUUGGGAAACACAUCUAAGAUCUCCCAGAUCUCCUUAGAGUUGUGUUGGGUAUUUCACUCUCCUGUUACAUCAUGCCAACUCAGUAAAUUAACCCUGUUCCACGCGUUUAAAACAUAUUUAGCUUCAAGCGCCUAUCGAGGUCAAAAUCGAAUUGCGAUUGUUAUUAACGGCACCAGACGCGGAUAGACACUCGGUUGCGUGUGACAAUCCAAGGGAAACCAAAAUGGUGCAGCAUGUGUCUGUGUAAUCUGCUCUGAUGCAAGGGUCAUUGUGUGUGUGUGUGUGUGUGUGUGUGUGUGUGUGUGUGUGUGUGUGUGUGUGUGUGUGUGUGUGUGUGUGUGUGUGUGUGUGUGUGUGUGUGUGUGUGUGUGUGUGCGCGUAUACAUGGAGGCUGAGGCAGAAAGGGUCCCUAGCCAAACAGUUGAACAGCCAUCUGUUUUGCCCUCAGAAAGCCCCCACACUGUCCAAUGGAAGACAGGGAUGAGGAGGAGAGAGAGAGACAAUAAAUAGAGAAAUUCACACUGACUGUUUCACACCCAUCGAACCCCCCAACCCCCCCAGGGAGCAGCUAAUGUGCAGCCAGCCUCCGUAUGUCAGCCGACCAGCAUUAUCCAUCACUAAGCAUUCAAUGUGAUAGGGACGGCAGACAGCUGUAUGUGAGCCAUUGUGACUGUUUGUGUCUCUCUGUCCUGGUGUGUGUGCGUGUUUUAAUUGGAUUGCAGUCUUGUUGAGUAUUUGUGUGUUUGCUUAAAUCAUGGUUUCAUUGGGUUGCAAUCGUGUGUGUGUGCCCUUUUUACUGUAUUACUUUGUGUAUAAUGUGUGCAUUCCUCUCAGCUGUAGGUAUGGACUCCUCCCUCUACUUGUGCUCUACCUGCUACCAGAUAUUCAACUCUCUGGAGGUGGUGAUCUCUCAUCAGCUCACCUGCCAACCUGUCAACACAGAGGAGACGGUCCCUGCAGCGCCACCUACAGCACAGACCGAGUGAUGUCCUAGAGCUCCAGAGUGGUGCUUCAGUCUCAGAAUGGACCAUCCCAGCACCAAGAGAGAAACCAAAAGAGAACCUUCAUGACGAACCCAAACCUGCCCUACCUGCACUCCCUCAUAGAGAAGAGAGCGACUGGAAGUCCGACCGGUUCCAACAUCCCUCAGAACCAGACCCAAACGCAAAACCUGACUAGCCCGGCCCUGCUCAUCCACUAUCAGUGUAGGGAAUGUGAGGCGUUGUUUGAGUCCCUGGAGCUGUGGCAGAAGCACAGCAAGCUGGGUGACUGUUCUGCAACCACUGGGUCAGAACCAAGGGACCAGGAAAUGGACACAGAGUGUCAGCCUGCGAUAGGAGAUGAAAAGGGGGUAGAGGGACAGAGUGAUGGAGGGAUGGAUAUGAAUAUAGAGGAGGAUGGUGACAAAGAGAGGGAGGAAGAGGUAGACUAUGGAGGAGGGAUGGAACAAGAACAUAGCAUUGAGAAUGAAUUGGAAUCAGAAACAAACUCCAACUCCCAGCAUUCCUUCCCCAACACUCCCAUGUUUACAAACCCUGCUGCCUGUAGUUCCAAUCCAACGGCUUCCUCCUCGAGCCAGACCUCCUUCUGUGCGGCCUGUGGCUCGGGCUUCAACACUGAGUCGGCGCUAAAGCUGCACCGUGUGGCCAUCCACGGCUUGCCGGGGGCGCUACAUCACUGUGACGUGUGUGGAGAGAGCUUUAUGAACACUACUAAGUACCUCUACCACCGCAGGCAGCAUCGAGACAGAGGGGAAAGGGACUCGGAGGGCUGCACACCCCGGGUGGACCACAUUUUACCUACGCCUCUGUUCCAGUGGAAAAGCAACAGUGCUGUGGUGAGUGGCGGAGAAGAGACCCCGACCCAUCCACCCCUCACUACCACCACCCUCCCCGACUCUUCCACCCCCCUACCGGCCCUGGAAACAAUACCUGGGGACCACUUCGGACCGUGCCCCCACUGCGGGCGUUUCUUCAAGAGCUGCAGCCGCAUGCGCACCCACAUCCAGGCCCACUCAGGCCUCAAACCGUUUAAGUGUGACCUCUGCCCCAUGACGUUCGCCUACCACAGAUGCGCGACGCGUCACCGUAUCACCCACAGCGCCCGCAAGCCUUACAACUGCCUGCGCUGCGGCAAGAACUACACGCUGUUGGGCACGCUCCAGACCCACCACCUACCACACGAACGCCAGGAUGCCUUGAACAAAGAUGGUGUUGUGGUGAAGGAGGGCACAGUCAAGGAGGAGGGUCGCGGUGUGGUCAAUGAUGUAGAGUCAAAGAACUCAAAGUACCCAACAUUUUUUCGAUACAAAUGCCCUGAUUAUCCACGCUGCUUCCGAAUGUCAUCUCAGGUGCCAGUUCACAGAUACUCUCGCACAGGGAAGUAUCCUUUCACCUGCUCCAUCUGUGGUGAACACUUCUUCCACAAGAGCAGGCUGAAGCUUCAUGCUCUCACACACGACGUCUGCCCUCGGCUAAGCGACGGAUCGCGCCCGUACUCUGCGGGAGUGGUGGACAUAGGCCUGGUUAAGGGAACAGGACAGGGUAGAGGCCGUGGCCAAGGCGGAAGGCGGGACAAGACCACAGGGCUUCUGGACUGUGAGUUCUGCCGCCAUCGCUGUGUCACCAAGGAAGGCCUGGACCUCCACAGAUUGUCCCACGCCGGCCAGACCCCCUUGCGCUGCCCGAUGACCCCCUGCAGACGGCGCUAUGCAACGGCUGCCUCCCUGGAAGAGCACCUCCUUACCCACUGCCCGGCGCCCGGGGACACGGUGGCUGCCGCCGACCUCCCCAAGCCCCGUCCCUUCCACUGCCAUCACUGUGGGAAGGACUUCACCACCGGCUCAUCACUCAGCGUCCACCUUCGAGUCCACACGGGGGAGAAGCCCUUUCAGACUCUGGAGCCUUUCAGAACAGUGCUCCCAAUGUUGGAAGAGCUUCCGACAGAUCCCUCACCUGCGCGACCACGAGCGUCUGCACAGUGGCGAGCGUCCCUUCGUCUGCGGUGUCUGUGGCAAGAGCUUCGUCCUGGCCGCCCGCCUCACCGAGCACGCCCGCACUCACAGCGGCGAGAAACCAUUCUCCUGCCCCGUGUGCCACCGGGCCUUCCGCUCCCUCUCCAACCUGGGAAAGCACCGCAAGACCCACCGCUGCUGCCCCUCCACACAGCCACAAGAGGGCAUCAGCGAGAAGACCGCUGUCCUAGGGCUCAAAAUACAGGGGAAUAUGGACAAUAUGGAGGGUCAGGCGGCUGUGCGUACAAUCUUACUUGUUCAGCCCCAUGUGGUCUCUCAGGGAGGGUCUUCUUCUGGAUCUGCUCCCCUUGUCCUCCUGCACCCCUCAGUUGCUGUGGGCAACGGGCAGGCCGGGACUGUGGUCAUCGAGGUCAUCGUGGAGCAGCCUGGUGAGCAGCGGGUGAAAAGUUGAUGCAACUUCAGACAUUUCACAAGAGGCUGCCAAGGACACCUGGAUAAAAAUAAUUUCUGAGAAGAACUGUCACAAUCUAAAAGGAGGAUAAGAAGUGGGUGGAGAGCAGGGAGUGAGGGGAACGGAGUGAAGUGGGACUUGAAUAAAUAAAAUGUGAAGGGUUGGUGCGGUGUUAAGAUUACAAGGAUCAGUUCUCAAUUUAAGUACGGAUGUAUAGAAUGGCUUUGAAGAAAGUAGAAUGUUUGAGCCUGUGUUCAAUCUCAAUUUGACACAGAGUGCCUUCCCAUCUGUUCUAUUUCUUUGAAUAAAAUGCUCUUUCCAUUUAAUUUGCAUCCUUUUGCAGGGAGACAGCAUGGGGGUUCUCUCAAACGAUUCAAUGGGUUUUAUUGGAAAGACAAUAAAUGUAAGCCCUUCACUAAAGUGCUUGCUUGACAAAA